Molecule: messenger RNA, 1593 nt
Organism: Glarea lozoyensis ATCC 20868
Lineage: Eukaryota; Fungi; Ascomycota; Leotiomycetes; Helotiales; Helotiaceae
Product: NTF2-like protein
Exons: 2
Coding region: 1-1593 (530 amino acids)
Biological process (GO): protein import into mitochondrial matrix
Cellular component (GO): mitochondrial inner membrane
Molecular function (GO): protein-folding chaperone binding
Source: RefSeq, a predicted model, not a curated record
AUGAACAGUCUCCGAAUUUCAUCCACAAGAGUGCUCUCAAAUGCGCCACUCAAUUCAAGCAUAAGACCUUCAGGUCGAGCGGCGAUUUCGAAGCUGCUGCAAUCUUCCUUGACACGCUCCGCAUCAUCGAGUUCAUCAAAUUUUACAUCUUCAUUAUAUAACAUUCCUUUACGAUCGAGUUUCCUUCCUGUCGAGAUUCGCACUGGUCUGGGACCUGCCGCCUCUCGGGGAUUCCAUAAUGGCGCCCCUUUAAGACAAGAAAAAGAGCCGAAGACCGCAAAGACAGGGACUGAAGAGGAUGUGAAGGACUCAUCCCAGGCUGAGGCUGAGGGAUCGUCAAAAAAGGAGGAUAAGAAGGAUAGCUCAAAUGAGGAAACAGAUGGUGAUGGGAAGAAGGAGGACAAAAAAGAAGCGCCGCCGCCUCCUCCACCUCAUGGUGACAAGUCUCCAUGGCAAGUCUUCACCGAGACUUUGCAAACCGAAUUUAAGGCGUCCAAGGAAUGGAAUGAGUCUACGAAAGCGCUCGCUGCCGGUGCGCAGCAGUUUACGGAGAAUGAGUCGGUGCGACGUGCCCGCGAGGCGUAUACUUCAACGACCGGGGCGGUAUCGUCUACUGCUGGUACUGUCCUGAAAAGUACUGCUGGUGCGGUGGGUAAAGGUGCGGCGUGGACCUGGGAAACACCUGUUGUCAAAGGAGUGCGAACUACUGUCAAUGCCACAGCUAGUGUGAUCGAAAAGGGAACGCGCCCUAUCAGGGAAACUGAAGCCUUUAAAAAUGUUAAGAAUGUGAUCGACGAUGGUAGCAGUUCAAGAUAUGGAGGAUGGGUAGAAAAGGAAGAGAGGCGGAAGGCUAGAGAAUUAAGAGAAUUACAGGCUGGAGGAGGUAAGCGACAGGAAGUUGCAAAGGAAGACCCGGAGGCUGGCACAAAUGUCACUCUUCACAAAGAUGCGGCUUGGAAAGAAUCAUGGCGGGACUUCCGGGAUUCUAACAAACUGAUGCAAGGCCUCUUCUCCAUGAAAUCGGCAUACAACGAGUCGGAAAACCCUCUCAUCUCCACCGCGCGCAGUAUAUCGGACCGUGUUGCUGGAUUCUUUGCUGAAAACGAGACGGCAAUGGUCAUCAAAAAGUUUCGCGAAAUGGACCCGGCUUUCCAAAUGGAGCCCUUCCUACGAGAAAUGAGGGAGUACAUUCUCCCUGAGGUCCUGGAUGCAUACGUCAAGGGCGAUACGGAAACUCUGCGCCUUUGGUUAAGUGCUGCUCAGUUCCAGGUUUAUGAUGCUUUGACAAAGCAAUAUACCACUGCUGGUUUAAAGUCAGAUGGCCGGAUUCUUGAUAUUCGAAAUGUCGAGAUCUUGUCUGCUCGAAUCUUGGAUCCCGGUGAUGUCCCCGUAUUCAUCGUAACUUGCCGUACUCAGGAAGUCCAUGUCUACCGAAAUGCGAAGACGAACGAUUUGGCCGCUGGGAUGGAGGACAAAGUGCAGUUGGUGACAUACGCUAUUGGCGUCACCAGAACCCCAGAAGAUGUCAACAAUCCCGAAACAAGAGGAUGGAGAUUGAUUGAGUUACAGAAAAGUGGUAGAGAUUACAUAUGA